UGGGACCAUAACCAUGGCGAGUUCGGCGCGAUCGAGCGUCGCUACGCGGAGUGGAGUACCGCAGCGGGACAGAAUUUUCAAAGAGCAUGGGACGACAACGACAACGACAACGUCAUCAAGUUCGGACGAUGAGGAUGAACUUGACAAUGAUGCGGAUGACCUGAAGCGACCGAACGUACGCUGGACGUCCGAAGAGCAGACUGCCAUAUUUUCGUUUUAUGGCCUGCAAAAUGCAUUCCCGCAAACGUGGGGGGAAACACGGGACGAACCUCAAAAAGGACCAUCGACCAUUACCUCGAUCAUAUCAGGGGACGCUUCACCAGCGAGUGCUGAUAUUCCAACGUUGCCUCACGAAGCAGACACUCCAGUAGAUACAUCGGACCCACUUGGCAUCAGGGAUUCCAUAUUAGGGCGUGGAAGGCGCGGUCGAGGUCCUCUAUCAAGAGUGGAAGCGGAACAAUAUGGAGCGCUGCUGAUUACCAGCAGAAAGUUUGACGCAAAGCAUUUCCUCCGAGAAGUUCACAAAACCACUUCGUACCGAGACCUGGAAUUGGGCGCAGACCGCUUACAUGCGGCCAUCGAUCAUCGAGAAGAUGUUAUCAAAAAUCUUGUAAAGACGCAUUUUGCAAAAUUUGUGAGCGCAAAAAGCACCAUAGACUCUUUCUACGAGCAAAUGCGAACCAAAAAUCUCAUUUCGUCUGAGGAUUAUGGUGUGGCACCAUUCGCAAGAUCCAUUGAAGCCUUGAAAGUGGAUGCUUCAGCACUAUAUACACCGCUCUUGGAACGGAGACUGAAGGCUGAAAGAAUCAGGACAACCUUGAGCGUGCUAGGUCAAUGGAAGUUUUUCUUCAACCUUCCCAGUGUCUUGCAGGGAUACCAUUCAAAGGCCAAAUACGACGCGCUUGUGCGAGACUACCAAAAAGGAAAAUACCUCAUGGAAUCGUCAUUUGGCCGCAACAGUCAAAGACUCGGAGUGAAAGCCACAGGCAAAGAAAAGGAUGCCCUUCUUCCCCAAGCCCACCAAAAAGUUUUUGAAAAGGUGUGGAAUGAAGCGGAAAACAUUGUCUCUGAAUGCCGGCGGGAGCUUUUCCGGCAACUCGGAGAGUCCUGGGUACCAUUGGAAAAUCAAGAAAGGAUAAUGACAUAUCUAAUCGAGUUGAAUGCGGAUCCGGAUCCUGUUCAGCUGUAUGUGGAAAAACAGUAUGAAUGGAUUUUAAGUAGAUUGAGGCAAGCGUACGAUAAUCACUUGCGGAAUUUGGACGAUUUAAACAAGUGCCAGGGCGAUCGUCCACAGCAGUUUACCGUUAGCCAACUCCGGAAGGCCCUGAAUUCUGUCCAGUCACAAGAGUUUGAAGAAACUUUCGGCUAUGACAUGAAUGUGAAGCUCUUCCGUAUUACUGUUAGCCUUGUGAGGACGCUAUGUGAUAUUCUUGGUGACUGCCUUCCUGAUUUCUGGAAACUUUGCCGUAUAUAUUGCGAAGGGCGCCUGCAAAAGACGCGAACGGCAGAUGCCGAACUUGGACAGCAACGCUCUAAACGUCGUUUAGACGCACGGAAAAUGGAGCAAUGCCAGAAAAGGAUUGCAAAUAUCAUUGAUCUCUACUCAAUGCUGGUGGCCCGAGCAUUCUUCCUCGACACGCCGCUGGCGGCAUUGAAAUCCAUACCCCAGGAAGAAGACCCGCCUUCACGACCAUCGAUUGCAUCUCCCGGAGAAGGUGAGGCGACAAGUUCUACAGCAAGUCCGGAGAUUGCUACAAUUGUCACUCCGGCUACCGACGCUAGUUCUGCGCAGAGCCCCCUGUCCGUGACCACAAGUGACGCUGGGCCCUCUCCGGUGACUGCCAUUCUACCACCUACCCCAAUUUCCUACAAAUAUUCGACAUUCCUUACCGCACACCCGUUGGUAGCUUGUUACUAUUUUAUCAAAAUCAUGUCGGAAUUCGCACAAUGCUGCAGUGAAAUCAGAGCCAUCAAGAUCAUUGGAGAAGACAAGCUAAUACCUCUAUUGGGAAUGGGAAUGGCCAAAAUUCAGCAACGCGCGGUUGAGGUUAUCUGUGAACAGCUAGUGGAAGAGUCCCGGGAAUUCUACCGUUACGAGGACUGGUCUUUUGAAAUUGACAACGCUACUGUGGAUAUAUCGCGGCCGCUGACGACAAAUGCCGCUAUUGCAACGGAUUCUACGGCACUUCUUAAGCUUUUCUAUCGACUGCACAAGUAUGUUAUUCGGUGCCUUCACAGAAUUGCUUCUGCGCCAGUUAUCAGUGGUCCGGAGAGAAGCAAGCAGGAUUCUCGUGACACGGCUGCAUCAGGGAUGGACCGAGCUGCAAGUCGCGACAGCCGUUCGCAAACUCUUGAGCCGGAAGUAUCAUCGACUCUAGUUAAUCAGAUCCGACUAGCUUUCUACGAUAGUCAGUACGCAAUCCUUGAUGGGCUCGAAUGGCUAGCCACCGGAUGGAAAUGCCCAGCUGUAGCAAGUCCAAGCAUGCCGACAGGCGUUGGCGGCAUGGUAGGCGACACGCCCGUAAGAGCAAUAUUGCCUGGGACAGACCUACAGAUAUCGUCGUUUGGCGGGGAGGUGAGAGCGGUUAUGGGGAACGCCCCAGUGUGGAGAAGAAAAGUAAAAGCGGUCGAUGUCCGUCAAACGAGCAUUCGCGUGAUUAUCAUAAUCAGCAAUCUUGCCUACAUGCGGACGACAGUGGUGCCAAAACUUGUCGCUCUUUUCCAAGAAAAGUUCAGGGUCACACUUACUUCUGACACAAACAACCUUCUUGACAUUGUCAACCACUUGGACACAUUGUUAUUCCAUAAUUACAUGAGAAAAAUUACUAGGAAGGUUCACGACAUUGUCCGACAAGGAAUUUUAUUUUCGGGGCUUGAUUGGAAUAGUCUUCCCCAUCCCCAAGAGGUUCGUCCUCAUUGCUACCGCGUUCUUUUGACCUUGGUCAUGGUGCACGCUGAGAUCAGUGAGGUGUCACGCCUCCUAGUGCGACGAGUACUCUCCGAACUCUUUUACCAUUUAGCUCAGGACCUGCUGUUGACAUUCCGAGCGAUUGACAAAUUCAGUCCUGGCGGAAUGCUCCAAGCUACCCUCGAAACCGAAUUCCUCCAUCAAACUCUUACAGCAUACGAAACGCCUGCCUCUGCUGCACUCCUCACCCUCAUUUACGACACGCUCGAACGGGGUGUAGAUCAACACGAGCUCGCUUUGGCUGAGACGGCACAAGAUGGACGUGAGUCGAUGAAAGAUAUGCUGAAAAAGGUCAAGAUGUUUUUGGCCGAGGCAAAGCAGGCAACCGAGGUGGAAUUCUCCUGUUUUAGGGAAAUUGUUGAUGAUAGUGAAGGAGAGGAAGACCAUGACGGGGGAGGACAUGAUGCCGAGGAGGCGUCAAAGUAAAAUAAAAUAUAUAUAGUGCAUAGUGAGGUGUUACAAUACAAUACUAUUCAAUGUGAAG
This is a messenger RNA of Spizellomyces punctatus DAOM BR117, 3452 nucleotides long. RefSeq lists its product as uncharacterized. Gene Ontology annotation, biological process: Golgi to plasma membrane transport; exocytosis. NCBI's taxonomy places the organism in Eukaryota, Fungi, Chytridiomycota, Chytridiomycetes, Spizellomycetales, Spizellomycetaceae. Gene Ontology annotation, cellular component: exocyst. The record is from RefSeq and is a predicted model, not a curated record. The transcript is spliced from 15 exons. Bases 14 to 3394 code for a protein of 1126 amino acids.